Sarcophilus harrisii (Tasmanian devil) is the source of this 910-nucleotide messenger RNA. RefSeq names its product syntaxin 19 (gene STX19). The record is from RefSeq and is a predicted model, not a curated record. Lineage: Eukaryota; Metazoa; Chordata; Mammalia; Dasyuromorphia; Dasyuridae. Gene Ontology annotation, cellular component: membrane. Gene Ontology annotation, biological process: vesicle-mediated transport.
AUGAAAGAUUGACUUCUCAAGAACUCACACAGAACAAAAGAAUUUGAGCUCUCUAGUCAAAAAGCUACUACAGAGAUUGAAAACAUGAGUUUUCACUCUAUCAUUUAUGAAAAAGAACCUACAGCUAAGAGGUAACUACAUGACAUACAAAGGCUUCAGGAACUUAGUAGUUUAACAGAUAGUAUUCAAAAAUUUGGUGAACAGUAAAAAAGACUGGUGGCUUCCAUGAAAGGAUUCAGUCAUAAGAAGGAAUCUAGUCAUAUAAAAAAAAAAUAAAAACAUAAGCAGAGCGCAAUAACAAGACUUAAAUGUUUAUUAAAAGAAAUGAAAAAGUCAGAAGCUCAAAAUGGUCCUUCAUCUCUCACAAGAAUUCAUAAAUCAUAACAGCCUGCCAUAUUCUGACAAUUCUAAAAUAUUAUGUUUGUACAUAAUACAACAGCAACAAAGCAGAAAAAAUGAAAGAAAUUCAUUUUUCAUCAGUUUAGUCAGAAUGUGUCUAGAGAAGUGAAUGAUAUGCUUCAACCAGGGAAAAGUUAAGUUUUUAAUGAAAACUUGCUCACAGAAAUUAAUAUCACUAAAGUACAACUAUCUGAAGUUGAAAAAAGACACAAAUUUAGUAAUUUGGAGAACCAGGUAAAAGAUUUAAAAGGCCUUUUUAUAUGGAUAUCAAUUUCAGUAGAGGAGCAAGGAAAAAGCAUAAUCAAUAUCGAAAAGGCAAUAAAUGAUACUCGGGAGAAUUGUGAGAACCAAAAAAAAAAAAAAAAAAAAGAGGAAUUCAGACUAGUUAUUGAGUACAAAAAAAGAAACCCCUUCAAGAUUUUGUUGUGGUGCUGUUCAUGUUGCACUUAACAAAAUAAGAAUCAUUUUCAGAAUUUUCUGACUACUAUACAAAAUGAGGUAUCCCAUAUUU